This is a messenger RNA of Geosmithia morbida, 1533 nucleotides long. RefSeq lists its product as uncharacterized. The transcript is spliced from 2 exons. The coding region runs from base 1 to 1533 and encodes 510 amino acids. NCBI's taxonomy places the organism in Eukaryota, Fungi, Ascomycota, Sordariomycetes, Hypocreales, Bionectriaceae. The record is from RefSeq and is a predicted model, not a curated record.
AUGCGUGCUGUGCUGAGUCUCAUCGCUGGCCUGGGCCUUCCAAUCGUUACCCAGGCUGCCUCCAACACCUCCUGGCCGUGGCAAUCGUACCGCAGCUCGGCGUUCGAGCCUCCGGACCUGAAGGUUACCAAGCAUGGAGACACAACGCCCGGGUUCUUUUUCUUCGACCAGAAUGGCCCCACAGGCCACAACUACAGCCUCUUCAUCAUGUCCGAGGACAAUGAACUCGUCUGGCAGAGCCCCAGGGGCAGCUACAGCGCCUACAAGCCCCAGUUCCUCAACGGCGAGCCUGUCCUUGUGUUCCACAAUGGCAUCGACUUUAGCGAGCCUUAUGGCUUUGGUUACGGAAUCAUCGAGAUCUACGACAGCUCUUACGAUAACAUCUACAAUGUCUCCGUGACCUCCGACGACGACACUUUCACGGCCAUCGGCGGGUACGACGACUCGGGUGUGUACUCUUGGAUUGAUAUGCACGAGUCCAAGAUUACUCUCGAGAACACCAUUCUGGUUACCCUGUACAACGUCACGCAGUACGACCUCAGCUCUAUCGGUGGCCCCAAGGAUGGCUGGGUGACAGACUCUCUCUUCUAUGAGAUUGACGUUGUCACCAACGAGAUUCUCUACAGCUGGAGCGCUCUUGACCACACCGAUGAGAUACCCUUGGAGGACGUCCAAAAGUUCUACCCGCUCGAGGAUUACGGACGGAACAGGACAUUGCCGUAUGGCUAUUUCCACAUCAACUCCGUCGACAAGUUUGCCGACGGCUCGUACCUCAUCUCUUCGCGCUUUUACUCGUCUUUCUUCAAGAUUGCCACCGAUGGCAGUGUUGAGUGGACUCUUCAGGGAGACUCGGGUGCCGAUUUUGAGCUUGGGAAUGAUAUCUCCUUCAGGUAUCAGCACGAUGCUCGGAUUCGCAGAGAGACGGACGACGGCGUCGAGAUCAGCUUCUUCAACAACGACAACUCGGGUAUCACCUAUGGUAUCAACGAGACCACCGGUAUCAUUCUCUGGGUCGAUGAGAAGCAGCGCAAGGCCACCCUGGUCAGCGAACUCAUUGACCCCAACGAUACCAUCUACUCCGCCUCUCAAGGCGGCCUGCAGCCUCUGCCGGAUGGUCACCACUUCAUGAGCUAUGGCUCCACCCCCAAGAUGAAAGAGUUUGGCAUCAACGGAACUCUUCUGAUGAGCAUGCAGUUCGGCAACGGCGAUGGCACUGUAUUCAGCUACCGCGGCUACAAGUCCCCCUGGGUUGGCCUGCCCAGUGACCCGCCUAGCGUCUACGCGUGUGUCAACGAUGAUGGCAACACUGAGGUGUACAUGAGCUGGAAUGGUGCUACCGAGCACAAGCAGUGGCACAUCUUCUCUGGUGAGAAGGAGGGAGCGCUCGCCCUUUCUAGAAAUGUGACAAAGAGCGGCUUCGAGACCUCUGCCACUCUUUCCGGUCGCGUGUCCUUUGUUCAGGCCGAGGCCUCUAACGGAUCGGGAUACGUGUCCAAACGUUCAGAGGUGACUUCGCCUACCGAGGAGUGCUAA